Actinia tenebrosa (Australian red waratah sea anemone) is the source of this 2065-nucleotide messenger RNA. RefSeq lists its product as uncharacterized. Gene Ontology annotation, cellular component: synaptic membrane. Gene Ontology annotation, molecular function: protein binding; GTPase activator activity. The record is from RefSeq and is a predicted model, not a curated record. NCBI's taxonomy places the organism in Eukaryota, Metazoa, Cnidaria, Anthozoa, Actiniaria, Actiniidae. Gene Ontology annotation, biological process: regulation of Ras protein signal transduction; cell migration.
GGCGGAUAGAUGAGCGAGUAGAGAGACUGAGAGAGAGAGUUUAUGGCACGUAUUACUCCGCAUCAUGGCUGAAUCGAGUGGAUCUGCUUACGGAGUUUAUUCCUCCUCAAACGGAAGCACGAGAUCUGGCAGAGGCAGAUUGCCAGAAGAUCGAGAUGAACUUAUUCAACAGAUUCGUCGUUUUAGCAGUGUUUCUCAAGAAGACUUUGAUCAAAUGCGACUCGCAGAGAAGGAAGACGAUUUUUUUGCGUUGAGGAAAGCUACAGAUAUUACAGAUCCUGACACUAAAGGAGAUCCUUGCCCUCCUCUACCGAUCAAGCUUAUACACGGUUCGUUUCGACAUAUCCUUGGGGUUAGGGAAGCGUGUUCCAAACAAGGCACUUUUCUUCAGAGAACAAUUGAGCUAAAACGAAAGCCCGGCGAAUCUCUUGGAUUUUACAUACGUCAAGGCGAUGGAUGGGAGAGAGAAGACGGGAUUUUUGUUUCACGAGUUGUGUUGGGGACCGACGUGGAUGUAUUUGAAUUGCUUCGCGUUGGCGACGAGAUCGUGAAAGUAAAUAAAGUUGACGUUCGAGCAAUGAGCAUAGAGGAUGUGAGUGCCCUAAUGCAAAUGACUCGUAGGCUUAUUUUAACAGUGAAAGUUCUUACACCAAUCUCGUCUCGAAAACUUGCCUUAAAGGAUGGUUCUAGCAUACGAUCUGCAGCUAGUAGUAAAACUUCAAGGUCUGAUUCUUUAGCUUCGUCGACUUCUGGGAGAUUUCCUGAUAGGAGAAAUCCUCAAGAUCGAAGGACAGGUUCUUCUGCAAGACUGGGACCUGAGCCCAUGAAUCAUUACAAAGUCGCGAACCUCGUUAUAGGAAGAAAUAAAGAUGCGAUUCAUUCUGGGCAGCAUAUGCCUGCACCUGGAAUGAGUCCUGGAUCAGCGCCACAAAAAAGUUCUUCUCGACGCGGCACAAAAUCUCCUGUCAUAGGAAAGAGAGCGUUAUCUCCAAUACGAGAGUCAUCAACAGAUUUGCAUUCGAAUUUAGACGAAAGAAGCCAGGGUAGAACGAGCAGAGCUGCAAGUGUCGUGAGUUGGUCUGAUCAAUUUUACGAAUCUGGCUCUUCCACGAGUCCCGUUAAAUACCGACCGAAUACCGAUAGAAAACGAUCCGAAGCAUCAGGAUCAAGGCCAAGAUGAAACCGAAUCUCACUUAAAUAUGCACAGAAAUUUUUGGAUUCAUCUUCAAAUUAGUGAAUCGAAUGUUGAAAUUUGAGAUAUGAACACAUUGGAAUUGAGGUCUAGAUUUGCAAAGUUUGUACGUAUUGAAAUAGCUAUGGAUUGAUUGAUUCUACGCUUGUAUAGUGUGAUUGCUAUUUGGAGGGAUUUGGCGUGUAUUGACCAAGUAUUUUCGAUAAAGGAAGAUACCUUGAGAACCACUAAAAGUCUAAUGUUUAGGCGUAUUUGUGGAAUUAUGCAGAUGUUUUUAGUGCUACUCGAUCCUAUUGAUCCUUGGAAAAACGAAUGUUAUGACAUGGCAGCUAUAUACAGAGAAAACUUGGAUUUUAUGCCAGAAAGGAGACUUAAAUCUUUUAGUAAAUGAAUGGAUGGAUGAAAAAUAUGCUGACAAUAUAAAGAGAUAAGCUCAUACGAUGGUCUGUAGACACUUCAUUUGAAUAAUAAUGCAAAAUUGUUGAAGAAAGCUAAAACUGCUUGAACUAGUCGAGAUAGCUUUGAUAACUGAGCCCAAAAUUUUACGAACAUUUUCCUCUGUAAAAGAAUACUGACUUAUAUGGUAAUUGUAAUUCAUGUCCACUUGAUAGCCGUUAUUCACAUUCGUCCUAUCACGGUUUUAGUCAUCAAUUUGUACAGAGGAUCAAUUCAAACAGUUGGAAGAGUUUUACAAAUUUGUGAAUGCAUUAUUUGUUUUGUUUUUCUUUUCUAAUUGAAAAUUGUAUGUUUUUGACCAAAUAACCUCUUUAUGCAUCGAUGUAAUGUGAAAAGAGCCAAUUUUGUUGUAAAAAAGUCCAAAAAAUAUAACAUCCAGUAAAAGCAUUACCUCAAUGGUAAUAUAGAUUUACAGCA